Molecule: messenger RNA, 1904 nt
Organism: Xyrichtys novacula (pearly razorfish)
Lineage: Eukaryota; Metazoa; Chordata; Actinopteri; Labriformes; Labridae
Source: the annotation of a GenBank genome assembly
GAAAAACUACAAAUUCUCCCAGCGUGCAUUUCCGUAUCGCAAAUACUUCCGUUUUCCCAUCAUGCAGUUUCAUAAACAUGGCCGACAGCUUUCCUAACAUUGACGAGAGUGUUGUUACAUCUCCGAGUACUGCGUUUCUACGAUAACAGAUUCCUUUAGAUUGAAGUAUUGGGGGGGAUUCCGCACAAUGCCGAAGUAUUAUGAGGAUAAAGAGGAGGAUAACAGAGCAUGCGCCGGUAUCAGAGAGGACUUCAAGGCCUGUCUCCUUCAGCACGACUGUGUGAUAAAGGUAAGAAGACGACCUUAGCUCCCCAUAAAGACUGAAUACAGGUGAGAGAAAGACUGAAAUACAGGCGAGAUUAAGACUGAAAUACAGGUGGGAUAAAUAAUGAAUACAGGUGACAUAAAUUCUAAAAUGCAGGUGAGAUUAAGACUGAAAUACAGGCGAGAUUAAGACUGAAUACAGGUGAGAUAAAGACUGGAAUACAGGUGAGAUAAAGACUGAAAUACAGGUGAGAUUGAGACUAAAAUACAGGUGAGAUUAAGACUGACAUACAGGUGAGAUAAAGACUGAAUACGGAUAGACUAGACCGGAAUAGUUUUCAAAACAAAAUUGUGAUCUAGACCCAUGACAUCGCUUUUUUUUUUCUUUCAGUAUAUCAAUAUUAUUACAAAUAUUGUGGGUUUGUUCAGUGUUUGCUGUCCAUUUACACCCAAUAAAUGAUAACUGGUCAUGCAACAUUCUCACCAAUUAACCUCAUAAUUAUCAGAGGACAUCUUCCUGAAUACUGAGCGAAGGCAGUUUUUGCAGUUGUUUAUCUUUAUGUGCAUUUUUCCUACUCUAAUUUCCUGUUCAUUUUUAAUAUUAAAUUUUCUUUGUAAUUUUCCAGGAAGGGAAGCUGCCCAGUGAAUGUUUGAAAGAAGGCCACUGCAAAGCCUUACAGACAUCUUUCUUUGAAUGCAAGAGGUCAAUGGUAAGUUUGCAGGGGUGAUGUGACAUUUGUGAAAACACCCUGGAAAAGAAAAAAUGUUGCCUAGAUGUCUAGAUGUAGCCUAGACGACUGGUCUAAAAUCAGGCUACUACAGGUCUAAAAAUGAGUUUUUUAGAUGUCUAAAUUUAGAUCAAGUUUAGAAUAGCCAGCUAACAGAGGUCUAACAGCCCACUGAGCAUUUCUUGCUUAACAGCUAUCAUAAUUAUUUUGAUGAAGUACUUGGAGAUCAGUUAUGCAACUUACUGUUGCUUUUUUAAAUAAAUAGUUAUCGAAUAAUGGGUUAAAGUGUAAUGUCUAAAUGCCAUCUAAAAAUAUACAGAAUCUAGACGAUUGAAAUUAGCUCUAAAAAAACUAGAUGUCUAAUAGCCGUCUGUUGUUCAGUGGGUGUGUUCCUCAGAGAGACCAGAAACGAAACAAAAAAUUUGGUUUUAUACAAAGAUGACCUGACUGGUGUCUGAAACGGUUCUGUGCCUUAACAAGAGUGUUUCCUUUUUUUCUAGCUGGACACAAGAUCAAGAUUCAGAGGAAGAAAAGGUUACUGAGGAGACCAUACUGGUGACUGACUGUGGGAUAAGGUUGUUUGGUAGUCCAGGUUAGUUGACGUGCAGCUUCACAACCUGACCUGAUGGACGUUUUCAAAGACGGUGGAAAACCAAAGGACUUUAAAUGUUUGGAGACAAUUUCCACCACCAGAAAUAGGAUUUAUGAUUCAUCAGCAAUGAAUGAUGUGCUGAGUAGCGCUGUGCACGACUUAAGCUUUUUUCUGAAUAAAUGAGUGUUUUGUGUUAUGAAAUGACACCUGUGAUGAAAGGCAGAAUGAAUAAAAUAAGUUUGUUUAAACUGAGAUUAUUUUUAAAAAACAUUUUAUUGCUGAUUGAACAUUAAAAAAAGCUGUGUGGCAUCAUAUGAUUA